Messenger RNA from Triticum turgidum subsp. durum (durum wheat), 3150 nucleotides. The record is from the annotation of a GenBank genome assembly. Lineage: Eukaryota; Viridiplantae; Streptophyta; Magnoliopsida; Poales; Poaceae.
AUGCAGACACUCCAGUUUCCCAACAAGACAUACAGCAAGAGUUUGCACAUACCUUCCCUUGGCCUUGCUCUCGUGCUGCUGAUCUGCUUGGCCUCUCCUACGAGUUGCUGCACGGAGCAGGAGAAGGGCUACCUUCUCCAGUUCCUAGGAGGGCUUUCACAAGACGGUGGUCUCGCUGCGUCCUGGCAGCAUGACACGGAUUGCUGCCAGUGGGAAGGGAUCACCUGCCAGAAAGAUGGGACGAUCACCGAUGUCUUGCUGGCUUCAAAGGGUCUUGAGGGGCAUAUUUCAAAGUCCAUUGCAAAUCUAACAGGGCUGCAGCACCUUAACCUCUCCCACAACGCUCUGUCCGGUGGACUACCACUGGAGUUGGUAUCGUCCAGCAGCAUCGUUGUCCUUGACAUCAGCUUUAAUCAGUUCAGCGGAACGCUGCACGAGCUGCCAACUUCGGCUCCUGCCCAGCUACUCAAGGUAUUGAACAUCUCAAGCAACCUGUUUACAGGACAGUUCCCAUCCACCAUAUGGAAAGCAAUGGAGAAUCUGGUUGAGCUCAAUGCCAGUAAUAAUAGCUUUAGUGGGCAGAUACCAACUCAAUUCUGUAACACCUCUCCAUCCUUUUCUGUGCUUGAUCUGUGUUUAAACAAAUUCAGUGGCAGCAUCCCCCAAGGCCUUGGUGAUUGCUCAAAGCUGAGAGAGCUCAGGGCCGGGUAUAACGACCUCAGUGGAACAAUCCCGGAUGAACUCUUCAAUGCUACUUCGUUGGAAUACCUGUCCUUUUCUAACAAUGAAUUGCAUGGAGAUCUUGAUGGUACACACAUAUUCAACCUCAGAAAUCUGUCUACUCUUGAUCUAGGAGGAAACAAUUUCAGUGGCAAGAUUCCAGAUUCCAUAGGUCAGCUCAAGAAAUUGCAGGAGCUCCAUUUGAACAACAACAAUAUGUCAGGGGAGCUGCCAUUUGCUGUGAGCAAUUGCACGAAUCUGAUAACAAUUGACCUCAAGAGCAACAAUUUCAGUGGUCAGCUCUCCAAUGUCAAUUUCUCCAACCUGCCCAAUCUAAAAACACUAGACCUUCUGGAGAACAACUUCACUGGCACAAUUCCAGAAAGUAUAUACUCUUGCACCAGUCUGACUGCACUGCGACUGGCAAGCAACCAUUUAGAUGGACAGCUUUCACCACGAAUUGGUGAUCUGAAGUACCUCAGCUUCCUAUCACUUGCUGAAAAUUCUUUCAGAAACAUCACAAAUGCACUUCGGAUCCUUAAGAGCUGCAGGAACCUUACCACCCUGCUUCUCGGGGGAAAUUUCAGGGGAGAGCUCAUGCCAGAUGAUGACAUACUUGAUGGUUUUCAGAAUCUUCAGGUUCUUGCGAUAAAUAGGUGCUCAUUAUUGGGGGAAAUACCUCGUUGGUUAUCAAAGAUAAAAAACUUGGAAAUGCUAUUUUUACAUAGCAAUCAACUUACUGGACCGAUACCUGACUGGAUCAGCAGCCUAAAUUUCCUCUUCUAUCUAGACAUAAGAAACAACAGCCUCACUGGAGAAAUUCCAACAGCACUGAUGGAUAUGCAUAUGCUGAAGUCAGAAACGACUGAAGCCCAUUUGGACCCAAGUGUCUUCGAGCUACCAGUUUAUAAAGGCCAAUCACUUCAAUACCGUGUACCCACUGCAUUCCCUAAAGUGCUGGAUUUAAGCAACAAUAAAUUCACUGGUGAGAUACCCCUGGAUAUUGGUCAAUUGAAAGGCCUUCUGUCAGUCAAUUUGAGCUUCAACGACUUCACAGGACAGAUACCACAAUCAAUAUGCAAUCUCACAAAACUGCAGGAGCUAGAUUUGUCCAGCAACUAUCUCACAGGUGGUAUCCCAGCUGCAUUGAACAACCUGAACUUCCUUUCAGCAUUCAACAUUUCACACAAUGACCUAGAAGGGCCUAUUCCAUCUGGAGGCCAGUUUAAUACAUUUCAAAAUUCUAGUUUCGAUGGGAAUCAAAAGCUCUGUGGCUCUAUGCUCACUCAUAAAUGUCGUCCAGGAUCAACACCUUUAGUUCCCAGAAAACAAGGCAAUAAGAAGGCCAUUUUUGCAAUUGCAUUUGGUGUGUUCUUUGGAGGUAUUGCUGUUCUUUUGUUGCUGGGGCGUCUCCUUGUCUCAGACCGGAUGAAAGGUUUUAUAGCAAAAAAUCGAAGGGAGAAUAACGGAGGUAAUGAAGCAACUUCAUUCUACUCCAGUUCAGUGCAAACACUAGUGGCGAUGCGGAUGCCACAAGGAAAGGGAGAAGAAAACAAGCUCAAAUUCACCGACAUUGUGAAAGCUACAAACAACUUUGACAAGGAGAACAUCAUAGGAUGUGGAGGUUAUGGAUUAGUCUACAAGGCAGAGCUACCUGAUGGUUCCAAGCUUGCAAUUAAAAAACUCUACGAUGAAAUGUGUCUGAUGGAAAGGGAGUUCACUGCAGAGGUUGAUGCUCUCUCCAUGGCACAACAUGAAAACCUUGUACCGCUGUGGGGUUACUGCAUUCAGGGGAACUUAAGGUUUCUCGUAUAUUCCUAUAUGGAGAAUGGCAGCCUGGAUGACUGGCUCCAUAACAGAGAUGAUGAUGCUAGCUCAUUUCUUGACUGGUCGGCGCGGCUCAAGAUCGCACAAGGAGCAAGCUUGGGUCUUUCUUAUAUUCAUGAUGUCUGCAAGCCUCAUAUCGUCCACCGUGACAUAAAGUCCAGUAACAUCCUACUGGACAAAGAAUUCAAAGCUUAUGUUGCCGAUUUUGGGCUAGCCAGAUUGAUCCUUCCCAACAAAACUCAUGUUACAACUGAGUUGGUCGGCACGAUGGGUUACAUCCCCCCCGAGUAUGGGCAAGCAUGGGUUGCUACUUUAAGAGGUGAUGUAUACAGUUUUGGAGUAGUCUUGCUUGAGCUGCUCACAGGAAGGAGACCUGUUCCAGUCCUGAGUACAUCAAAAGAACUUGUCCCAUGGGUUCUACAGAUGAGGUCUGAGGGUAAGCAGACUGAAGUCUUGGAUCCAACACUUCGACGAACAGGAAAUGAAGAGCAAAUGCUGAAAGUGCUUGAAACCGCUUGCAAGUGUGUUGAUAACAAUCAAUUCAGAAGGCCAGCUAUCAUAGAAGUGGUCUCCUCCCUGGCCAGUACAGAGGCUGACCCAUAG